Fusarium redolens is the source of this 3093-nucleotide messenger RNA. Its product is annotated as heterokaryon incompatibility protein-domain-containing protein. The transcript has 2 exons. The record is from RefSeq and is a predicted model, not a curated record. The coding region runs from base 74 to 2653 and encodes 859 amino acids. Lineage: Eukaryota; Fungi; Ascomycota; Sordariomycetes; Hypocreales; Nectriaceae.
AGUUCCAGGCAAUGCUCUGGGAGAAACAUUCUUGGCAUUGUUUCGUUUCAAUUCAAGACUUUUUAUUGAAACGAUGUCUGAGAGCCCAAGUGCCAAGAGCACGGAACAAGCGGGGCAGCCUGAAAACAAUAUCCCGCCGUGGUCGUCGCGAUUAUAUCGACAGGUUGGCUUUUCGGCGAAAAAGACGUGGCAGGAUAGAGGUGACAUUAUUCGUCACUCGAGAGAGCUCUUCACUGCUGCAGGUCCAAAUGGACUUUCGUAUUCUCUGCUGCCAACUUCUUCAAGUAUACGACUUCUCGAGGUCAAGCCUGGUAACCCCAGUGAUGUGCUGCACUGCUCCCUCCAAACAGUUGACUUAUCCGACAACCCCAAAUAUCACGCCCUCUCAUACACGUGGGUGUUGGACCCACCAAGCUUCCCUUACGAGCUGAGAUAUCUGUCUCAAAAAGUCCCAAACUUCUCAAAAGUCGUCACCAGCGGAGUCGACACUGUAAACCACGCUGUCAAUCGCCUUAUGGUUCGGUCGCGAUCCGAGGUAUCAGAUCAAGAUGCAAAGCCAGCUGAGAACACUACCGACAGAGACAAGAUCCUUUGCGACGGCAAAGGUGUCUACGUCAAAUCUAACCUAUACCAAGCUCUCCUUCAGCUCAGAAAAGCACGUCCGGGACUCUACUGGAUUGACGCCAUUUGUAUUAAUCAAUCUAACCUUACUGAGCUGGGCCAACAAGUGCAAAUGAUGAAUCGGAUCUACAGUUCAGCUUCUCAAGUCACGAUAUGGCUAGGUACUUGUCCCCAUGUUUUCUCACCAGGCGUAGCGAACCUCGUUCAGAUGACCAAGACCGGACUUCCCGAGAUUACCGAGGCUGCUGAAUCCAAAGACUUUUACUACAAAAGAGUCGGAACAACAUCGCUUUGGCAUUUAGUACUUUGCGUCUUUUUCAUCGUCACGCGCAAAUGGUUCAAGCGACUCUGGGUUCUGCAGGAGCUGUGCCUUGCAAAAGAAGCCAUCUUCCUCUUGGGAGAAUACAGGUUUGAGGCUGAUGACAUUUCUAUCGCUUUUGGUUGGAUGAGAAGUAUUUUGAGCGCUUGGAACACCAGCGGGUUGCACAUGUUUGCUCAGAUAUUGACUUCAUUUGGUGACAUGCCUGACCAAGCUAUCUCUCUGCUGAAUUCACGCCGGACUAUUUCUGAAGGUGACAAAGUUGGUUUACAGGAGUGGUUCAGGCUGGUCAAGGACCGUGAGGCAAGAGAUCCGAGGGACAUGGUGUACGGUGGCCUUGCUUUGAUUAAGCCCGAGACGCUUCUGAUGGAUCCAAGCUUAAAACAAGGCUCCGGGAACUCAUCAAAUGAUCACGAUAACAUUGCACCUGAUAACAGACAACAAUGGCCGUCGCUACACGCAGACUACGCCAUCAGCCUCCCCGCGGUUCUCGAGAAAGUGGCGCUAUGUCUUCUGUCAGGCCCCGAGCCAAUGAACCUCCUCUCGCUAGCAACGCGAUAUCGCACUCCCUUCUUUUACGACAUGACGAGAGAUACAUCUAUUCACUACUCAGCGAUGAAAUACGACAAGAUGUCAGAGCUUGAACUCGACGUGCCUUCAUGGUACGCUGUCCCAUGGCUUGAGAACUCGCGGGGUAUGAAGCUUCUCAUCUGGCAGAAUACCAGCGCACCACUGGCAAGCAUAUCCAAGAUGACGAACAAGCCGCUCAUAUCGGCUGAUGGUGAAUCGCUGUUUCUCGAUGCAGCACACUUGGACACCAUUGAUUCUUGUGUGUUUUAUAAUUUCUUCGGCGAUUUAGCACAUGAUAUGGAGUCUAUGAUCACGUUGAGUUCAAAGACAAAUGAACGAGCACAGGAAGCUGCGGCGUUGAAGGAAAUCUUCAACUACGCUCCGCCAUUUCAUCUACUAGAAGUGAUACUCGACAUGACUGCAUAUACAAAAUCGACGGAAAAGUCACCUCUGGAAAUCCUUUGUGAUCUUCUGACUGCUGGAACAUGGAAAGGCUCAGCCAGCAGCAAGAUGGUCGGGUUCUGUCAAUGGCUUGAUGACUGGGUAAACAAUUACCUCAAAGAACACGAAAAAGAAAAAGCAAAAAUAACUGAUGAGACUCCCAUCUUGAGAGAAUUCAUCGCCAAAAGAGAGCCCAUCAUAGCCAAAAUACAAGACGAUUACGCCAAACUACGCACAGCAUAUCCUGAUCAACCGUGGUCACCCGAAGACCGCAAAGCCAUCUCGGAAGAACGCAAGAUCCAAGCCUCGCACUUCGCAAGAACCCUGCAAAUCGCACAGACGGUCCGAGCUCUGUUCAAGACCCAAAGCGGCAAACUCAUCCUUGCACCGGCAUGGGCUGAAAAGGGUGAUGUUGUGAUGGCGGUGAAAGGCGGCAAGGUUCCUUACGUCUUUACACCAAAAGAUGAGGACAUUAAGCGGAAGAUUGCGUUUAAAGAGAAGUAUAAUGGUGAUAUAUCGAUUUCGGCGUUGAAGGAACGGCCGGGACAUAAGGAGGCGCAGAAAUGGGAUGCGGCAAGUCUGCAGGGUGACAUUGAGAGAAAGGACGGUUAUUUGCUCACUGGUGAAGCUUAUUUACAUGACUCGGACUUGAAAGAGAUUCUGGUGAGGGAAUUGGAGUUUGGCAGGUUGGAAAUUGUCUAAUUGAGAUCAUGCGAAGAUGGAGAGUUUGGCUCCCAUUUUCUGUUACGCACCUUGACCAUGACAAACUUUUGCUCCUGAGCUUGGAUAUGCAAGUUGCCCAAGUUGAGAUUGAUAGAUGAGCUUCAAUUUGCACAGACUUGUUUGUGGCUCACCAACUCUCCGAACCUCAGCGGAGCGGCAAAAGACAGCGGCUAUUCAACGACUGUGAAUGAAGCAAUCACGGCGUAGGGUAAAUUGAAGAUUAUGACGCCAAAAGCCACAAACAUCGAUUUAGACGCUCGCAUAAUUAAGAGGCUUGGAACUAUUUUCAAUAAUCCUUUUGCCUUUUCGAUAUGCUUAAAAAAAGAUGUAAGCCCAGCGAUUAAGCGAUGUUCAUCGACCACUGUGAGGUUGAUCUCAUGUCACUCAGAUAUUUUUACGUGAUCAAGAACAGGUCAACC